Myxocyprinus asiaticus (Chinese sucker) is the source of this 2656-nucleotide messenger RNA. RefSeq lists its product as uncharacterized. The record is from RefSeq and is a predicted model, not a curated record. Gene Ontology annotation, cellular component: nucleus. NCBI's taxonomy places the organism in Eukaryota, Metazoa, Chordata, Actinopteri, Cypriniformes, Catostomidae. The transcript is spliced from 6 exons. Gene Ontology annotation, molecular function: RNA polymerase II cis-regulatory region sequence-specific DNA binding. Gene Ontology annotation, biological process: negative regulation of DNA-templated transcription; circadian regulation of gene expression. The coding region runs from base 199 to 1350 and encodes 383 amino acids.
CACGUUGCCUUGGGAGAAGUAACACGGGGCCACACAACUGCAGGUCUACAUCACUGAAACCACGUACACCUCUCUACAGAGACUCGGGCGAUUCAGUUGUCUGUGGAUAUACUGCUGAAACAAAGGAAAGUGAGACCUUUCGUCCCAUCCGGCUUGAGGUCAGUGAUGGUCAGUGCUGGUUAGAACCUGCUUCCGAAGAUGUCAGCUUCAGAUUCUGACUAUUCUAUCGACUGGCUGGCCAGUGAUGAUGAGGACAAUGAUAGCGAGUUAGAGCAGGACUGUACCAAAGCAGAAGGGCAAACCACACUACACAAAGGUCCCUGCUCGGGGGUCAUCCAGGGAGCCCAGACUUGCCAGUCUCUCCCAAAGAGGAAUGGAGUUAAAGGGGAUGUGAAGGACAAAGAGAAUAUGAGCUCUCUGGGAAGUUCUCCUCCUAGCUGCGAUAGUUCGGACUACUGCAAUGACAGUGGGCUUUCUCACUUUGGACAAGGGGAUCGAUCCAUUUACAGCCGGUGCACCGACAGUCCUAAAGGCAAUAAGAGGCAGGUGCUGAAGAGAACACGGAGCUCCGUGGUGCUGGAGCACAGGGAGAGGCAGGUCACACCCGAACAAAAGGAGAAAGACAGGCUGUUUACAUGCAAGUGCUUGGAGCUGCAUUGUUACAUUCACCCACUGUCCUCAAUCCUUAAUGGCCUACGGUCAGGCAGAUACCGAGAACGCCUCAGCACUUUCCAAGAGAGUGUGGCCAUGGACCGCAUCCAGAGGAUAAUGGGGGUCCUGCAGAAUCCCUGCAUGGGGGAGAGAUAUGUCAACAUUAUUUUGAAAAUGGAGGAAAUGUUGAAGAACUGGUUCCCUCACAUAAAACCCCAACGAAGCGACCAAGUAAACACCGCAGACCUGAUGGAGGAGACGGCCCUGUCUAAGAAACCCAAGUUGACUCCAUCUGCAUCUGCCCUGCUCAUCGGCAUUGCAAACCCUGCCACCACAAGUGCCCCUUCCAUGGGUAGCAAGACAAUGAGAGUUAGUGACCUCACCCCACCUGGGCCCUACUCUGCAACCAACCUAAAAUGGCUCCACACAACACCCAUCUGCUCCCCAACGGCCGAACAGGCUCAGGGGACAGUUCGAAACUUUUUAACAGCCCACAGAGACAAGGACGCGACACAGGACAACUCUGUGUCCUCCAGCACAGACUGUCUGUGUAGUAAGACAGACUCUACUCCCAGUCGACCACUUCCAGGCAAGAUUAACGCCCCAUGCCUUGAGAGACUGCUUAAAUCUACAGAGAGCAUCAUCACCCAAAAAGGUUCAGUAAGCAUGGGUGGAAUGGCAGCCGGCAGUUGGUCCUAAUCCUGCAAAAGUGCUCUGGGAGAACAGAGCCUUGCUAGUGCGUGACUGCCCCCAACUGGUCUGGAGUCACCUGCUUCCAGUGCAAUUGCUGCCUCAAUUCUAGCCUUGCGGAGAAACACAGAACACAGUGGAGGGAGUUGAGUGAAGCCCAGCACAACCGAGCGACAUGUUUGGUUAAGAACUGAAAAGUGUCAGAGUGUGAUCUUUGUGUGCGUGGGGGUGUACGUCUUCAAUUGUUCCCUUCUUUUGACUGCAGAAUAAGAUGUAGCAGUGUGUGUGUGGUGAGGGUGGUUAGAAGGUUCUGCAAUGUUGGCUCAACUCUGUACCUACCUUCGAGAAGGUUUCCUCUGAAGACAUAGCAAGAGGAAAAACCUCCCGUUGCAUUAAGAUCUGAUGAGGCAGCGUAUUGGUAUCUGUGAAAAAGCUAAUCACUAGACAAAACAAAGAAGACUUUUUAUCAAGAAAGGGAAGGGAUAAGAGGGAGGAAUUUAUUCUGGGAACACUUAAGAUAUUCCAGUGUGUUAGUGAUCUCUAUUGUAGAUGUGGUUGAAUGUGAAUUUAUUACUUUAGUUUGCUCUUUAAAUCCACUCUAGAGAGUUGAUUGAUGUGACUGUUACUUCAUAGGUUUAAACUUCUUGCUACAUUUUUGGUACAACUGUUCUACCUCAAUCUGACACCACGUCUCCUUUAGUGUAGGGAUAGAUCGCAAGAACGUAGACUCAGAGCAAGGAAGCCUCAAAGCGCAUAGAGAGAGCCAAACUUGCCUGUCAUGCCGGGGUGCUGGGUGCGAGCUGUUCAGGUCGGACUAACACGGGAGGCUUACUCCAUGUGAGGAAACUCUGGAGGCUUGACUGGUGCCAUUGUAAAGAAUGUGAACUGUAAAUUAAUUUUUUUUAAACUUUUUUUUUAAAUUUUUUUUUUUAAGCCUCCUAGUUCAAGGGCAUACAGUGCCUGUUAAAUCGAUGUCAAACUGUGCCUCUUCACUGGUUUUGAAGGGAGAAUGAGACCCUCUGGAAUACCUGAUGCCUCUGAAGGAUGUACAAAAAAAGAAAAACCAGGAACCUUCAAAACUCCUGCCAUUCAUUUUCUGCUAUCAAGUAAAUUAUUGAAACCCUUGCCAACUACUUCUGUGGUCAUGUGAGACAACGAUAUUUCGGUUUGCCACAGCUGGACGAUAUCUAAGAGGGAAAGGUAUUAACUGUGUACAUAUUUGGAAAAACGUUGUUAAUUUACCCUUGCAAAGUGGCCUUUAUAGUGAAAUAUUUUAUACUUUCAGAAAUAAAUGUGGUUAUAUUUGUUUGCUGUA